This is a messenger RNA of Colletotrichum spaethianum, 1344 nucleotides long. Its product is annotated as DNA-binding protein HEXBP. Gene Ontology annotation, molecular function: zinc ion binding; single-stranded RNA binding; mRNA binding. The record is from RefSeq and is a predicted model, not a curated record. Lineage: Eukaryota; Fungi; Ascomycota; Sordariomycetes; Glomerellales; Glomerellaceae. Bases 1 to 1344 code for a protein of 447 amino acids. Gene Ontology annotation, biological process: positive regulation of cytoplasmic translation. The transcript is spliced from 7 exons. Gene Ontology annotation, cellular component: cytoplasm.
AUGGCUGACGAUUGGGGUACCAAUGACAUCCCCGCCGAUGACCCCUGGAACCACCCCAAGGGCGGCGACGCCAACGGCAAUGGUGAUGACCGUGCCUGCUUCAACUGCGGCCAAUCUGGUCACAACAAGGCCGAUUGUUCCGAGCCUCUCAAGCCCUUCGAUGGCACCUGCCGCGCCUGUGGUAAGGAGGGCCAUACUCGUCGCGACUGCCCUGAGGCUCCUGCCAUGACUUGCCGCAUCUGCGGCGAGGAGGGUCACAUGCGCAAGGAUUGCCCUCAGAAGCCUGCUGAUAUCUGCCGCAACUGCCUCGAGGAAGGCCAUGAGACCGUUGACUGCAAGGCCCCUCGCAAGAUCGAUCGCAGCAUGAUCCCCGACGUCGACGCUGACAAGGCUUGGGAGGAGAUCAACGAGGCUGUUCAGGAUCGUGAUGGCGUCGAGGCCAAGGAUGCCAUCCAGAAGUAUCUCAAGCACUUCCCUGACAUGACCUAUGCCGAACUUGAGAAGGCUUUCCGCAGCCAGGAGAUGGAUAUCUAUCUCAUCGCCACCGAGCGUGUCCUUGCCCCUACCCACACCAACAUGGAUCUUCAGGGCAACUUGGAGAAGAAGUACACUGUCCAGUACCGCUUCUCCUCUCAGCCUGAUCGCCAGCGUGAGAAGGCCGCCUGGCCUGCCUCCCCCGAGGAGAACAUGGUCCGCCUCGAGGAUGCUGGAGAGCCUGUCUCUCGCCUCUUGCAGAAGUGCACCAACUGCAACGAGCUUGGUCACGGUCACAAGUCCUGCCCCCAGGAGGCCACAGAGAAAGUCCGCGUCACCAUCACCUGCUACAACUGCGGCGAGGAGGGCCAUCGCGUUCGUGAUUGCCCCACUCCCCGUAUCGACAAGUUCGCUUGCAAGAACUGCGGUCAGUCUGGUCACAAAGCCUCCGAGUGUUCCGAGCCCCGCAAGGCCGGCGACGAUGUCGAGUGCAACAAGUGCCACGAGAUGGGCCAUUUCUCCCGUGACUGCCCUCAGGGUGGCGGCGGUGGUGGUCGUGCUUGUCACAACUGCGGUAAUGAGGGCCACAUCUCCAAGGAGUGCCCCGAGCCUCGCAAGAUCAAGUGCCGCAACUGCGAUGCAGAGGGUCACCUUUCCAAGGACUGCGACAAGCCUGUUGAUAUCUCCCGCAUCAAGUGCAACAACUGCGGUGAGAUGGGCCACAAGUCCUACCGCUGCCCCAACCCUCCCAAGGAGGACGUCGACGAGUUCGGUCCAUCCAACGCUGCCUCCAACGAGCCCGACACUGGCGAUGCCUGGGGUGCGGGUGGUGGCGGCUCGACCCAGGACGCUGGCAACGAUGGCUGGUAG